Molecule: messenger RNA, 10434 nt
Organism: Cuculus canorus (common cuckoo)
Lineage: Eukaryota; Metazoa; Chordata; Aves; Cuculiformes; Cuculidae
Gene: NOS1
Product: nitric oxide synthase 1
Exons: 29
Coding region: 646-4962 (1438 amino acids)
Biological process (GO): nitric oxide biosynthetic process
Molecular function (GO): nitric-oxide synthase activity; flavin adenine dinucleotide binding; calmodulin binding
Source: RefSeq, a predicted model, not a curated record
CUCCUAAUGAGGGCUGCACCGGCUCGCUCCACACCCAUAAAAACCCUGGUUGGACGUCAAAGCGGAUUCGUUUCGGUGAUGCUGGGAUAAAGGGGCGCAGCGAGGACUGGCUCCCUCCCUGCCAGCCCAGCGCAGCGCCGGGCUCCGUCCCUCCGCCGGGAGGGAUGCUCGGGGGCCGGGGAGAGGCUCGGGGCCGGGGACGGCUCCCCUCCGCCGCACGAUAAAGAAGCUCGUGGACCGUUUGCAGCGAUGUCAGUGAAGGAAGAGUGUUGCCUCUCCGCCUCUGCCCAGCGCAGGACCAGAGGCUGACUGGAAGCUGGCAUGUUGCCCCCUCCAGCUCCUGCUUGGCCGCACGAUGCCCAGCCCUGCCUGCCCUUCCCGUCCUGCCCCUAGCCUCGCUUUCUGCCGGUGAUACACCCUGCUUCGCCCAGGACGUCGCUUUGGGAGAGAGGCGGCAGCGAGUAUGCUGCAGAAAUCCAGCCUGCAGCCGAAGCCCAGGGGAGUUUUGCAGUGAAGACAGCUGCUUAAAAGCCAAAGAGUUGUCCCUUCCCCGCCCCGGCGCGGAUAAGCAUCUUGAGCACUGAAUUUCUCUGCGCUCAGAGGCUGUUGAGGUCCUAGUCUGCAGACUUGAAGAGGGAGGCUGCCAUGGAAGAGAAUGUGUUCAGCGUGCAGCAGAUACAGCCCAACGUCAUCUCAGUGAGGCUCUUCAAGCGCAAGGUGGGUGGCCUUGGCUUUCUGGUGAAGGAGCGCGUCAGCAAGCCACCCGUCAUCAUCUCAGACCUGAUCCGGGGAGGGGCUGCAGAGCAGAGUGGCCUCAUCCAGGCGGGGGACAUCAUUUUAGCCGUCAAUGGCAGGCCCCUGGUGGACAUGAGCUAUGAGACCGCGCUGGAGAUCCUGAGAAGCAUUGCCUCCGAGACCUACGUGGUCCUCAUCCUGCGGGGCCCCGAGGGCUUCACCACUCACCUGGAGACCACUUUUACAGGUGAUGGGACACCAAAAACCAUCCGUGUCACCAGACCCCUCUGCCCGACUCCGAAGGCGGUUGACUUGUCCAACCCAAGCCCACAUAGCAAAGAGCUGCCAGCAGCCGACCGCACCAUGGGCUCCCUAUGGACAAGACAGAUCGGGCAGGAGGUGGAGCCGAUGGUCCACAUUAACGGUGUCGUUACCAGCAGCAAAGGGCAAGAUGCUGGGAAAGGGAAGGAGGGUGCUUGUGGUCACCCUUGCCUCAACGGCGGCAUGGAAGACAAUGAACUGCUGAAAGAAAUCGAGCCUGUCCUGGAUCUCCUGAAGAGCAGCAGUAAGGACAGCCAUGGAGAAGCAACCUCCAAGGUAGAGACAAGAGAUAUAGAAGUCCAGGUGGACUGUUUCAGGGAAGGGGAAAACAAGUCACAGAAAGCCUUACCGGCUCGGAUGGAGAACGACCGUGUCUUCGGUGACUUGUGGGGGAAGAGCAAUGUGCCCAUGGUCCUGAACAACCCUUACUCCGAAGCAGAGCAGCCACCACCAUCCGGGCGGCAGUCCCCAACGAAGAACACAGUGAAUGGAAGUCCUUCCAAAUGCCCGCGGUUUGUCAAAAUCAAGAACUGGGAGACAGGCUCCGUGCUUCACGACACUCUGCACCUCAAGACUGCAAUGGCUACGGCGUGCACGGAGCAGAUUUGCAUGGGCUCCGUAAUGACCCCUAGCCAGCAUGUCCGCAAGUCGGAAGAUACCAGGACAAAAGAGGAGUUGCUCCUCUUGGCUAAGGACUUCAUUGACCAGUACUACUCCUCCAUAAAGAGAUCUGGCUCCAAGGCCCACAUGGAAAGGCUAGAGGAAGUGACCAAGGAGAUCGAAGCCACCGAUACCUACCAGCUGCGGGACACAGAGCUGAUUUAUGGAGCCAAGCACGCUUGGAGAAACGCAGCCCGCUGUGUGGGCAGGAUUCAGUGGUCUAAGCUGCAGGUGUUUGAUGCCCGGGACUGCACCACAGCCCAUGGGAUGUUCAAUUAUAUCUGCAACCACAUCAAAUAUGCCACCAACAAAGGGAACCUCAGAUCUGCUAUCACCAUCUUCCCACAGCGGACGGACAGCAAGCAUGACUUCCGCAUCUGGAACGCCCAGCUCAUCCGCUACGCUGGCUACAAGCAGCCUGACGGCACUAUCCUGGGAGACCCUGCAAACGUGGAGCUGACGGAGAUCUGCAUUCAGCAGGGGUGGAAGGCACCAUAUGGGCGCUUCGAUAUCCUGCCUCUGCUCCUCCAAGCCAAUGGCAACGAUCCAGAGCUCUUUGAAAUACCCCCAGAGCUUGUGCUGGAAGUACCCAUCCGGCAUCCCAAGUUUGAAUGGUUUAAGGACCUGGGCCUGAAGUGGUAUGGUUUGCCAGCAGUUUCCAACAUGCUCCUUGAGAUUGGUGGCUUGGAGUUUUCUGCUUGUCCCUUCAGUGGUUGGUACAUGGGCACUGAGAUUGGGGUCCGGGACUACUGUGACAACUCUCGCUACAACAUACUGGAGCAAGUGGCUAAGAAAAUGAACCUGGAUAUGAGGAAAACGUCAUCGUUGUGGAAGGACCAGGCCCUAGUGGAGAUCAACAUUGCUGUGCUGUACAGUUUUCAGAGUGACAAGGUGACCAUUGUGGAUCACCACUCAGCCACGGAGUCCUUUAUCAAGCACAUGGAGAAUGAGUACCGAUGCCGGGGAGGCUGUCCUGCUGACUGGGUGUGGAUUGUCCCACCAAUGUCUGGCAGCAUCACCCCAGUUUUCCAUCAGGAAAUGCUCAACUACCGUCUCACACCCUCCUUUGAGUACCAGCCAGACCCCUGGAACACCCAUAUCUGGAAAGGGGUCAAUGGGACACCUACCAAGAAGAGGGCCAUUGGCUUUAAGAAGUUAGCAAAAGCUGUGAAGUUCUCAGCUAAGCUGAUGGGACAGGCCAUGGCCAAGAGGGUCAAAGCGACCAUCCUGUACGCCACCGAGACAGGGAAGUCACAGGUCUAUGCAAAAACUCUGUGUGAAAUCUUCAAGCACGCUUUCGAUGCCAAGGUGAUGUCCAUGGAUGAGUAUGACAUCGUGCACCUAGAGCAUGAAACCAUGGUCCUGGUGGUCACAAGCACCUUUGGCAAUGGAGACCCACCUGAGAAUGGAGAGAAAUUUGGCUGUGCAUUAAUGGAGAUGAAGAAUCCCAACUCCAACCUGGAGGAGAGGAAGAGCUACAAGGUCCGCUUCAACAGCGUCUCCUCUUACUCGGAUGCACGGAAAUCCUCAAGUGAUGGCCCUGACUCCAGAGACAACUUUGAAAGCACGGGGCCUUUGGCUAACGUCAGGUUCUCUGUGUUUGGGCUGGGGUCCCGUGCUUACCCCCAUUUCUGCGCCUUUGCCCGGGCAGUGGACACCCUCCUGGAGGAGCUGGGCGGAGAGAGGAUCCUCCGCAUGGGAGAAGGGGAUGAGCUCUGCGGCCAGGAGGAAUCCUUCAGGACCUGGGCCAAGAAGGUCUUCAAGGCAGCGUGCGACGUGUUCUGCGUGGGGGACGACGUCAACAUCGAGAAAGCAAACAACUCCCUCAUCAGCAACGACCGGAGCUGGAAGAGGAGCAAGUUUCGCCUGACCUACGUGGCUGAAGCCCCUGAACUCACACAAGGACUCUACAGCAUCCACAAAAAACGCGUCUAUGCAGCCCGGCUUAUCACACGCCAGAACCUGCAGAGCCCAAAGUCCAGUCGCUUGACAAUUUUCCUGCGCCUCCACACCAACGGACUCCAGGAGCUGCAGUACCUGCCCGGGGACCACCUGGGUGUGUUUCCAGGGAACCAUGAAGACUUGGUCAAUGCUCUGAUUGAUAGGCUUGAAGAUGCCCCUCCAGCCAACCAGCUGGUGAAGGUGGAGCUCCUGGAGGAGAGAAACACUGCUCUAGGUGUGAUCAGUAACUGGACAGAUGAGAACCGUGUCCCACCAUGCACCAUCUUCCAGGCUUUUAAGUACUAUUUGGACAUCACCACCCCUCCCACACCCCUGCUGCUGCAGCAGUUUGCUCUGUUGGCCACCAGUGACAAGGAGAAGAAACGUCUACAGGUCCUUAGCAAGGGUUUGCAGGAGUAUGAGGAAUGGAAGUGGUCCAAGAACCCCACCAUCGUGGAGGUGCUGGAGGAGUUCCCCUCAGUGCAGAUGCCCUCCACGCUGCUGCUCACACAGCUCCCCCUCCUCCAACCACGCUACUACUCUAUCAGCUCCUCCCCGGAGAUGUAUCCAGGCGAGGUCCACCUCACUGUGGCCGUGGUCUCCUAUCGCACGAGAGAUGGAGAAGGACCGAUCCACCACGGAGUCUGCUCCUCUUGGCUCAAUCGGAUACAGAGUGAUGAAAUAGUCCCCUGUUUUGUAAGAGGUGCGCCAGGGUUCCACCUGCCCCAGGAUCCCCAGGUGCCCUGCAUCCUCAUCGGCCCUGGCACCGGCAUCGCCCCUUUCCGGAGCUUCUGGCAGCAGCGGCUCUUUGAAAUCCAGCACAAAGGUCUGAAGCCUUGUCCCAUGAUCCUGGUAUUUGGCUGCCGGCAGUCCAGGAUCGACCACAUUUACAAAGAGGAGACGCUCUUUGCCAAAACCCAAGGUGUCUUCAGAGAGCUGUACACAGCCUAUUCCCGGGAACCGGACAAACCAAAGAAAUACGUGCAGGACGUGUUACAGGAGCAGCUGGCCCAAACCGUGUUCAAAGCAUUGAAGGAGCAGGGAGGCCACAUCUACGUCUGCGGGGAUGUCACCAUGGCUGGGGACGUCCUCAAGACCAUUCAGCGCAUCGUGAGGCAGCAGGGCCAGCUGUCGGUGGAGGAGGCAGGCGCUUUCAUCAGCAAGCUGCGGGAUGACAGCCGGUACCAUGAGGAUAUUUUUGGAGUCACUCUGCGUACAUACGAAGUGACUAACCGCCUUAGAUCCGAGUCUAUUGCAUUCAUUGAGGAGAGCAAAAAAGAUACGGAUGAGGUUUUCUGCUCCUAACCGGACCCUUCACCCCAAGGGGAUGCCAAACCAGUCCCAGCACCUGCUGCCCCCUCCAGCCUGAGGGCACUGGGUUUUGUAUUUCACGGACACGGUGGCUCCUUUUCCGCGGGGAAAUGCCCAUGGAAAGUGCUCUGUCUCUCGUCCUGUUGUUGUGUCCUGAUGAUGAUGAUGAUUUUUAUUUCCUUUUCUUCCUCUUUCUCUUGCUCUUGUCCUGUGGGCAUUUCUUUCCCUUCCCUGGAUUUCCUCCCCCUGCCCCGAAGUACGAUGGCUUUAUAACCUGCAGUGGCUCUUAACAGAACUUCACAUUUCUCCUCCUUCUCAUGAGGGCAUUUUGCGGCUGCAUGAAAUCACCACCUUUGUGAUCAUCUGCAUUUUUGGUGUUUUGAGGGAGAGCAGAGGUGGCAGGGACUGGGCAAUGGCUAGGUCUUGUUGCUUGACCAGAACAGGGGGUUCUUGCCCCCAGGCUCCCCCUUUCCUCAGCUUGGGGCUCAGCUGAAUCCUUGCAUUUCCACAGCUUUCCUUUGGACUUGUACAGACCUGGGCACGUGCCUGAGGCUGGGGGCAGAUGAUGUGCAACGCCCUUGUGCCUAUGAACUUUGUUCGUCCCCAAGCAGCGUGGGUACAAAUGUGUCUGUUUUGAUCCAAAAGGUGGGAUGGCUUCGAUUCACAUGUCAUGAUUUCUCUUAAAUGGACUCUGCUAUGUUUGCCUCCUUCUCUGCUCCCUGUGAGCCUCUCCUUUUGCUCAGCCCCCACUUCUGCUGGCCUGAAAGUCCUCCCACAGAGGAGCCAAGCAUUGAACACACAGGCUGAUGUGUGAUGAGUGAAAAACUCACAGCAAUGAGCGCUGCUUGGCCAGGCUGUCCUCCAGAAGGCUUUAGCAGAGAUAUAUGAUCUGCAGCCACGAUCCUGGUGGGAGAGAUUCAAGGACCAGCUGCAUCCCAGAGCUCUGCAUGCUGUGAAUGUGUGAACCCUCUCCCAGGUGAGACUGGAAAGCCGUGAGGAUGGGAGAGCAGCAGCUCCAAUCCUGGCUGAAGAGGCACCUCCUGGUAACAAAGCCUAUUUGGAAGACAGCUCUUGGAAGGUCCUUGGUGAGGAUGUGCCGAUCAAGGACUCCUGAAAGCCCAGAGAGGAUCAGCGCCACCUUAGCGCAGUCCUGCAAGCAGUUCUAGGACAGCAGACCCCAGCCACUUCCACACCUUCGGGUGCAGAAAGUGUGAGCGCAGAGCAACCUGCCUGCCAAAAGAAAUACAUGUGGCAUCUCGGUGGCAGUCCGGUCCCCUCUGUAGGCUCUGCACCACCUACCAGCAGCACGAGCUGUCUCUGCUGGGACAUCUCAUGUGAAAAGGGAGGUGAGAUCAGCUGCAAAGAUGCUGUGUGAUCCUGGACUCUGACACGCUCACACCUCAGCCCUGCUGCAAAAACCUGGCCCCCAAAGCAAUCUGUUAACACAAGAACAGAAAGGGAUCAGUCCCUUUAACAGAGAAAAGCUGCCUGCAAGGUACAGCAUGCAUGACCUUGUGUGUCCUUCCUGCUUGUCCUCUCUUCCUCACCCUGAAGAAGGUUUGUCCUCCCUUGUUGCCAGGAUGAGGGCAGCAGGGCACGGCUGCAGCUCCUGCUGGAGGCAGGGAUAUGGGGUUGACAUUUUGAGCUGCUAGAUGCUGAUCCUGUCUCCUGCCUCUGCUCUGCUGCACUGUGCACUGAUGCUUGUAAGGAGCAAAGCACCUGCACUCCGCAACAGUACAGGGCUUGUCCAGGAGCCACAAUGCUGAGCUUUGCUUUCAGAAGGCUAAGAUUAGCUGCCCUAAGACAAAGUGAGAGCAAAAUGAGCUGUAGGAGGUUUGCUGCUCUCCCUGCCCAUGGCACAAGCUAUGCUGGCUCCCUUAACUCCAGGCUGUGCAGUUAUCCCUGCCCUCAUCCAGCAUUUCCUGCCCUUUCCUGUGGCUUGGCUGGCCACAUCUCCAUGGGCUGUGACUACCUCCUGCAAUUUUUGACUCCCCGAACGCUUAAAGCAGCUCCAGCCCCAAAUCCAGGAGCAAAAGACCUCCAGGUCUCAGUUUUGCAAAGCCUCUAGCGUGGUGUACAAUACGAAUGAAUGCUGCCACGGUGUGGCCAGAGAUGAGCUGCUGGGCUGGCAGAGCAGCUGGAGCAGGGUUUGGAGACAGGUUCGUGUCACCCCCUGGGGACUUCAGGACCUGGAGGUGAAAGCAAAACAGGACAAAAUAAAAAAAGGACAGCCCAUGGCCCACCUCUGUGGGUUAUUCCCUAAUCCCAGGGCAGGCAGAUUAGGGAUUAGGGGAGCUGGGUGCCUUUGCUGCUGGGAUGUGUGAUCCUGGGCAGAGGUCUUGUCUGUGGGAGCCAGCUCCCUGACUCUCAAGCUGAGAACAGCAAGCUUUGUCCUAACCCCCAACCCUAAUUAAACUCAUCUCCUCCUUUUGGGAAGUUUGAUUCUAGGCUUUGUGCUCUGGUCCCCCGUUAGUAGAAAGAAUGAUGCAACCUGAAGAGGAGGAAGUGCCUAAAGCAAUGCCCUUGUCUUCGUCCUCUUUCCAGCUCACCCUGUGCUGCUGGCAAUUAAUUAUCUCCUGUUCUGCCUUCUGCCUGUAUCAGUAUCGCAUCUCCCACCUGGAAGUUGUAUUGCUGUUGCAGUCUGUGUCGGAGAUGAAUUGGCUUGCUUUUCCUGCACCCCAAAGCUCGUCGUCUCCAUUUCCCCCCUUCCACCUGAGCUGCCACUGAAAACAACGGAGAAGUGCAGCAGAGAAGGGAACGGGGGGUGUGCCUCACCUUUGGUGGGAUCUCCAAAGUGGUCUGUGCAGGGCAGACAGCCAACAGCAUCUCAAGUUCAACAGGCUUCGAGGAGGUGAGUCCUUCAGAGCCCUGUGGAAGUCCUUCAGAGCCCCGUGUUGAUUUAUGGCCCUGGAGAAGAAGAACCCUCCCUGCUGUGAAGGUCCAUGAAGCGAACACGACCCCAGAGCUCGUGGCUGUCCCUCUGCCUGAGCAGGACCGUUUGCUCCUCACGAGCUGCACCACUGGGAACUUUGAUUCAUUAUUUUUUGUUGAGUCCGUCUCAGACGGCUUAACAACUUCUCCAUCCUCUUUACCUGCAGGGGCUUUGCAUUCCCCUCCAGCUUCAUUUUCUCCCACCGCAAAGCAGGAAAUAAACUUGCCGAUCUGCUUUAUCAUUCCACAAAUGCGGCUCUUCCACCACUUGUCUAGACUCUGCUCAUCUCGAUGUGACAUUUCUGACGUGUGGGUGUAGCUACGCUAUCUCCAGCAUGCAUAAACGGCGGAGAGCGAGGUGGGGUCUGCUGCAGACCAGUGCCAUGAGCUGCUUGGCGGGGUCAUGCAUGGAGAGGUUGUACCUCUUGGGCAUUUGGCUCACCAGCGUGUCACCUCCAUGUCCCUGCUGCCUGUCCAGGCUCCUGCACAGCCCCACGCGACUCCUGCAGUAAGGGGAUACCGGACCUGGACACUCAGCCUGAUCCAACAUCUCCUGGAGGAUGGCCACCACUGCCUGGUUUGUAGCAGCUCAGCUUCUUUUUGCUCCCCGGGGCUAAAACAUAAACAGUCUUUUCUCAAACCAGGAGAUGUGAUUUUCAGGACAUGGUGAAGUGAGGGUUUUUUUCUCAAAGAUUUUAGUUUGUAGGUUUUUCUGAUGUGCACAUAAAGUCAGAUAUGAUCUUGAAAACUCAUGGGAACCGGUUCUCUCUUUUCCCAACCUGCUGUGUCCACUAGCAGGGAAAAAUAACUCAUUUGUUCAGUGCAAGGAUACCUAUUGCCUGUGUUGUUGAUGACUUCAAAGGUUUCACUUCCCCAGAAGGACUGCCUGGGAGUUUGUUGUUCUUCAAUUUAUGAGAGACAGCGGGAAAAUAAUGAGACUUCUGCCACUGGGAGUAGACUCGCAAAGAUGACACCUCCACGAUCGUUGCCGGGUAGGGCUGAGCUCAUUGAGGAGGAACUGAGCUACUCGCUUUCAUACUGGCUAGAGAAAUAGGGGUUGAGUUCGGGCUGUCCACGCUACCUGCCCUGUGCCUAUACGUCCCCGGGGCAAGCAGGGGACUGUUCACACCCAAAGCAGUGUGAGUCAAAGCGUGUGCGCAUCACCGGCGGGCUUAGAGUUGUCCCCAGAGCAAACGUGACUGCUUUAUACAGAAGAGAUGGGAAGAGGCAGGAGCUGCAUGAACCUGUGCCCAGUCUGUGACUGUUCCAUUACUUCCUUUACUGUCAGUACGUGACGCCUCUCACCCUGUCCUGGGCUGUAACCCACGUUCCCUCCAGUGCUUCCCUCUGGAGAUCCCUGCUUUCUCCUUCUCAGCCCAGUCAAAAGGUGCAAGGAGCUGCUCAGCAAGGAUCUUGGGGGUAGCAACAGACUUACAGUGCCUUGUGCUGGGACGAAACUACUGCACUGGGAUUGCCCUCCUGUUCCUGCUCUCUCCAGGGACACAGGGAGUGGGAGCAGAGGGGAACAGAUGGCUUCAUUUUAUUAGUGAAAUUCUUGGUGGGCAAAUUCCCCCUGGGAUAACUGAGAGCAAACUUAGAGCCCUGUUUAGCCGUCCUUUGCAACUGAUCUCCCUCCGAUGGGGUUUUGCAAGGGUAUAGAAGCAGUGCAGAGUGAGAGUGUGGGUGUGAACUGGACACCACCUUCUGCAAGGACCGCAGGGCUAUGAACGCCCACCACGUGCCGGAGACCACGUUUGUAUCAAGGUAUCGUGGAGGAGAGGGCAUGUUUGUGCUGGAGCCUCACGGACCUGCACCAAGCCCAAGCCCAAGCUGCUGCCUCCCAACUGAUGACCACUGAAGCCAUUCCAGUCUCUGAUUUAUGCCCGUAGGGAAGCUGCCGAGAGUUCUCAGCAUUUAUCGGAAGGAGAAUUUUAUGCUCGAAACUAAAUUUUCUUCCUGCUUUCACUGGGGACCAGCUCCCAGCUUCAGAUUGCUCUGAUAACUUUGCAAUUGCUUUGAUCGUUCCAGAGGGGAGCGUGGUCCCUUUACAGAACAGAUGGAGACACAUUUUUCAGGACCAUUCAACUUUGCCAUAACUCUGCCUUUGUUAUAACAAUUUCUUCCGUUACUACGGGAGGAGAAUCAUUUGGCCAGUGCUGAGCGCUCUUGAAAACUCCGAACUUGGACACAAUUAGUCUAGAACCUGAUAUAAAACGCCUUCCAGACCCACCGGCUUCAGCGGCGCCGGGGAUUUCAGCAGCUCGCAGGGUCAGGCUUUCACAGCAGCCGCAGUUUCGUGCUGGCAGUAUUUUUGCGUGCGUCAAUCCGCGCUUGCCUGCAAUGCAUGACUCUAGUAAUUCAUUUGAAAUCUUACCCUCGACGCGGAGAUGUGAGCUCUAGCUUCUUCCAUAUGGCUGUGUGUGUUCAAUAGGAAAUCAGGGGAGCUGGGAAAAAAAAAAAUCGAAUGAGCUUGCUGCUUUAAAGCACUUGGUUCCAGAAGUAAAGUAGACCUCGCCAGAGGUCUUGAUUGGCUUG